Molecule: messenger RNA, 7460 nt
Organism: Podarcis lilfordi (Lilford's wall lizard)
Lineage: Eukaryota; Metazoa; Chordata; Lepidosauria; Squamata; Lacertidae
Source: the annotation of a GenBank genome assembly
UGCAGCAUGCAUUCCCCUCGACCCAUCCCAAAGGCAGCCACCGAUGUUUGCUGCUUCUCGUGGCAACCCAUUCACUGCUUAGACUCCAGGAAACAGAAGCAGUCUCAUCCUAUACCUGGGGGAAAGCGUGGAUGCUGGGAAGACCUCAGGCCACUGGCUUGCCCGUGGGGAUGCUUGUGUAAAGAACUGCAUUUCAGAGGUGCGCCUUCCUUUAAAACAAACCCAAACCCAACUCCACCUGCAGGUGGCUUUGGCUUACUCCGAUCUCACUCAGCCUCUACUCCGGCUUCAAACCAGCUUGGCAGCGGAGCGAAAGAGGAACGCCCAGUCAAUUGAUCUGGGCUGGAGGAACCCGAGGAGGGAGCUUCUCCCCUCGCCUCCGGCUGGCGGGGCGGGGUCCCGAUGGAAGGCGGGUCUCUAUAAAGCUAGACACGCAGAGCGCCCCCCGCAAGAAAAUUCUGGCCGCCGCUGCUGUUGCUGCGCGUUUUGGAGAGGAGCCUGCGGCGCUUUGGUGAGUGGAGCUAGAGGCGAAGGGAGGCUCCGCUUUCGCCUUCUUCUUCUUCUCCUUCUCCGGAGGAAAGCUUCCCCCUACGAGCUUGAAAGCCGAGCUUUGCCCAUUUGGCAUAGGGAACAGAGGGUGUUUUUUUUGGGGGGGUGCGACCCCCCUUUGAGCCUCUAUAUGCCAAGUAAAUGGCAGGAAGCCUGGAUGGCUGAAGGGACGCGAGCACUACUACUGGGUACCAGCCGCCCCCAGCCCCAGCUGCUGCGCCCUGUUAAUUCGCGCUCCCUGCAAGCAGAAAGCUAGCGCAUCAAGGAAAGAAGGGGUUGCGUGGGUUUUUGCUGUCUGGUUCGCUCCGCUUUCCUGCUUGCAUGGAGUUUUUAACAGAGGAAGCAUGGGAAAUUGCGGGUCUUCCCAUCCGCACGACCGCCCCUGCACUCGUAUGCGGUCUGUUCUCAUUCCAACGCCUUGCUCUGCUGUGACACACAUUCUUCAAGAUGCGGCUUGUUUUCCUAAACGCAAUCUACUUGGGAGUAAGUGCCACCGAAAUGGCUGUGGCGUACUUCUGAGUAAACGCACGCAAUAAUGUUAGGAGUUUUUUUCUUGUUUUUUAAGGGGGAGGAAGCCCCAGUAGUGACAGUGUCUUAGUCAGCUAAAAACCGUAAGAAAGUUCUUGUGUUUCACAGCCUCCUUGCAUAUCUCUUUUCUUCACACCAAGUUAAAUAGAAAAGGGGUGUGGAGAAGAGACCAAGAAAAGUUCAUGAUGGGUACUUGUCUUUAGAUCAGAGUGGGGAACCUGGGACGCUCCAAACGUUGCUGGAGGUACAAACUUAAUUACAAAGAAAUUGCAAAACUGCCUUGAUUACACCAGAAAAAGUUCCCAUGUUAUUGUUGGGUGCCCUAUCACUAGGUCUGGUUGAAAUAUGUAACUUAACCUUUGGUUGGCCACAAUAAAACUGUCAGCACACAUUCAAGACUAAGCCGGGUCUGGUAUGGUUUCAAAUUGGAUGAGGGACAGUCUGUUAAAAUCCCUGCAUGUGGGGGUGGACUAGAUGACUCUGGGUACCCCUUCCAACUUUGAUUCCUUUUCCCACUGGGGCACAGGCCACAUGUGAUAGAAAGCUUGUAGGUGUGGAGGGUUUUGUUUUGUUUUACCACGGCAGUUAAGGAAGCACCUGCCACUCCGUUCCUGUUCGUUUUUCUAAUUUCGAAAAUGCCCUGAAAAGAGUUCUGAAACUUGCCUGGUUGUGAACAGAAAUUAUGACGGAUUGGGCCAAGCUUGCGCACUAAUAUGUUGAUAUCUCAGGGCCGUAAGGCUCUUGGCUUUCCCCCUUUUGUUCCUAAGAAGGCUGCCUCCUGUUUCCCCUGCAUCUUGUUUCUGGGUCUCGCUGGCCUUUUGCUUCUGCCGCUAACCAGCCCUCUUUUGAGGGUCUGGCUAUAUAGAGAACUGUUGCCAUUCCUAGGUGUGACGGGGAGUGGUUAAGAGGCAGGGAAAAGCAUCCCAUUUGUGUACCUAGCACCCAUAAAAACAUUAGGGUUUCUUCCUUGCUCUUAUUUCCCCCUGCCUCAAUUAGCCAUGUGGGUUAAACCACAGAGCCUAGGACUUGCCGAUCAGAAGGUCGGCAAUUCGAAUCCCCACGACGGGGUGAGCUCCCGUUGUUCAGACCCUGCUCUUGCCCACCUAGCAGUUUGAAAGCACGUCAAAGUGCAAGUAGAUAAAUAGGUACCGCUUUGGCGGGAAGGUAAACGGUGUUUCCGUGCGCUGCUCUGGUUCGCCAGAAGUGGCUUAGUCAUGCUGGCCACAUGACCCUGAAGCUGUACGCCGGCUCCCUCGACCAGUAAAGCGAGAUGAGCGCCGCAACCCCAGAGUCAGGGGUCCCUUUACCUUUAAAUAAGACUUGCAAGCCACAGUCGGGUAUUACAGUUGUUCUACCUCCCAUGUGUUCAGCUGCCAAGUACUGGAAAACUGCAUUUCCCUGUGCUUCUAACUAAGUACUUCUAACCUUGCGUAAAGGAUCACUGCCUGAACAUCUCUCUGGCACUGCCAUUACAGUACACACUGGUGAAGCCUCGUCUCUGUGACAUGCUGGGUUGGUUGGUUCAAACUAGCAGUAGCAUGUAAAAUGGCAGUCCAUGUGCAUUGCACGUCCAGUGUUCAUGUGCCUGCACCUGUGAAGGGGGAGAGGGUUUAGCAUGUAUAUUGAUUUUGUCCUCAGUCAGUGCCCAAGCCCAAGUCAGAGUCUAAUCGUCUGACUGGCAACAAGGAUACUAAAAUAUAUUUUUUUCAAGUAGCAGGUCCUUUGGAGAGGGCACCCAACACCAGUUUCCCUCUUUAAAAUAUUUCAAAGGUUUUAAAAGCAACAUUUGGAGCAAAACAACAACACCACCAUACUGUAAUUGGACAUGGAAGAAAUUAUAAUAAAAUAGGGUGUGGGAGAAAAGAGGAGAGGUUCUGUGUUGUCAGGUAUUCUUCCUGUCAAGAUGUUGUGGUAUGUGAACUUCUGCAUCUUAGUAAAUUAAUGAGUUCUGGAUUGUUGACUGGGACUCUCUAGAAACUGCCCUCGUGCAGUAGUUGUGUGGUAGAGAAUGCUCAAACUCCAAAGAACUCAGUCAUAGUAACUAAACCCGGAAUAUAGGGAUUUGUGUGGUGAGGGAGGGAGGGGUGGUGGUGGUGUGGGAUAAUGGGGGGGGGGGUAGACAGAAAAGGUAAUGAGACCAUAAAUCUAAGGUACAACCCUAUUCUAUAUUCAGAGUAUUUUAAGGGAAGGUGUUUGUAUUCCUCACAACAAAUGAGCAGUACUUGCAUUUGCUGCUUUGAACAUUUAGAAAGCUUGGAAGAUAAAAUGUAAAAGCUUAGAAUAUACUGCAGAUAAACUGACUUCAAAGGAAGGUCAACACAGUCCAUCCUUCCAUUGGUAUUAAUGGAGCUAACCUGGGUGACUUGGACUGAACCCGUGAACCACAGCAAGUCUGGUGGUGCACAGAAUAAGUUGCCAGGCUCCCAGCUCUUUCCAUGAAGGGCUUCCUGAACCAACUGCAGUCUCUCAUAUUUGCUGUACCCUGUUGGUGUAACUGGAUGGUCUGAUUAACAUGUUCUUUUCCUCCCCCCCCCCUUUCUUUUUUUUUAGUUACUUAAAAGAUCAAUCUACAAUGGCAGACAACAGACCAAAUGCUGAUUCCUUGUCCCGCAGUGUGCUCAGCUGGGAUCAGGUCAGUCGUCUUCAUGAGGUCCUGUCCGAGGUGGUGCCAAUUCACGGGAGAGGCAACUUUCCGACUUUGAAAAUAACUCUGAAGGAUAUUGUCCAAACUGUUCGCCGCAGGCUAAGUGAAGCAAACAUUAAGGUGCACGACGUCCGUCUGAAUGGUUCCGUGGCAGGUCAUGUCUUGGUCAAAGACAAUGGACUGGGUUGCAAGGAUCUAGACCUUAUCUUUCAAGUAUGUCUCCCAAGUGAGACCGAGUUCCAGUUGGUCAGAGAUGUGGUUUUGCAGUCCCUCUUAAAAUUCUUGCCUGAAGGUGUCAACACCGUAAAAAUUAGCCCCAUGACCCUUAAGGAAGCCUAUAUUGAGAAGCUGGUGAAAGUGUGCACCGAUAUUGACCGAUGGAGUCUAAUCUCUCUCUUCAACAAGCAUGGCAGGAAUGUAGAGCUCAAGUUUGUGGAUCGUAUAAGGCGGCAGUUUGAAUUUAGCGUGGACUCUUUUCAGAUAAUACUAGACUCUCUGCUCUUCUUCUAUGAUUGCUCAGAGAACCCAAUGUGUGAGCAUUUCCACCCAACUGUGAUUGGAGAAAGCAUGUAUGGUGACUUUGAGGCAGCCUUGGAUCACCUGAAGAACAGGCUGAUAGCCACCAAGAACCCUGAGGAGAUCCGAGGAGGAGGUCUCUUGAAGUACAGCAAUUUGCUUGUGAGGGACUUCAAGCCCAUGGACAAAGAGGAGAUAAAAACCCUCGAGCGUUACAUGUGUUCUAGGUUCUUCAUAGACUUCCCAGACAUUCUAGAGCAGAAGCGCAAGUUGGAGACAUACCUCCUGAACCACUUUGCUGAAGAGGACAGAAGCAAAUAUGACUACCUGAUGACCUUGCGCGAAGUAGUCAACGAGAGUACGGUGUGCCUCAUGGGACAUGAGCGAAGGCAGAUACUGAACCUCAUCUCCCUUCUGGCGCUCAGAGUGCUGGUAGAGCAAAACCUCAUCCCCAAUGCCACCAAUGUCACCUGCUAUUACCAACCAGCUCCAUAUACCAGUGAUGCAAACUUCAGCAGCUACUACGUUGCAGAUACAUAUGGCCAGUCUCAUCCCACCUGGCUGCCUUGUAACUGAUUUUGAGCUUCCUAUUUUUCCAAGCCCCCCUCACCAACUAGGUCUCACACCAAUCGAAUGGCUCCUGGUUCUCUUUCCUCAUUCCUUGAAUAGCCUUGGUCAACCCAUAGAGUGGGCUUCAUCUUUCCUGGUUUCCUUUCCUCUCCUCUCCUCUCACUGGGGGAACUGUCCUAAUGCUGUUCCCCAAAACUUCUUAAAACUGAAGAUAGAAAGAUGCUGUUGGGACAAAGCCAGAGUAGUAGUAACUGCUCGAUUGCUUCCAUGCCAUGUUGUCUUCUGAAGUUUGAAUCAAGUUAUCUUUGCAAAUAAUGAGGAUUAGGCUGAUAUGACUAUGGAAGAUCAUAGCUACAGUCCUGUAUGUCAUUAGGCUGUUCAAAGUCAAUAGGACUGAAGCAGCUUCUGAACUGUAUGCAGGACUGAAGCCGUUUUCUUUUCCCUCAGAAAGUCUUAAAUUAGCAGUUGACUCAUUGCUGCUGUAGCAGGACUAAAGGAUGAAUUUCAGUUUGGAGAGGAUAAUGACGUCUGCCAAAACUGUCCCUUUUAAAGAAAUUAAGGCUAUCCUAAAUUACAUGAUGCAGGAAUUCUAAGAACCCAAGUCAAGCUUUUUUUUAUAAAAAGCAAAGUACUAGAAAAUAUAUGGUAAUUAUGAAACUUAAGUUUAAUAUAUUAUUUUCCACUGGUGUUUGGACUGACCUGCCAGGGAAAUGUGGAAUGCUCCUGCCCCCAGAGUUCAGCUGAAACUGCAGGAUGUUCCUAAGUCUCUGAUGUCACAAGUCUGAUCAGUAGGAAACUGGGAUGGCUUUACUUUGUUAUGUUUAUGUACUGAACCAUUGGCUUGUAAGUGUGCAUAGUUAGGGAUUUCUAGAGUACAGCAGUAUUGUUGAAGACAAAUUGGUAAAAAACCUCACUUGAAAUAAUUGUUCCAAGCUUGCGGAUGGCCUGGGCUGGAAGAGGGUUUCUAUAACAUGGAUUUUCUUGUUUCAGGGGGAUUCCCCUUGAAAAAUGGGUUCAUUAAUAAUUGUUUUUUUAAGUAUCAUUUAUUUAAAAAUGAUAUUUUUGGCCAAAGGUCAGUUGUGUGGCCCCCCCGGCAAGCCUCAAAGUAUAUAAGUGGGUCCGUUCUCACAUGUGGUGUUUAAAGAGCCUGCCUUUAAGAAAGGAUCCUGCAAAGAAGUCCUGUUAAAAGGGAACAUGGUGUAGACUAGAGAUAUGGAAGACCCAGAAAAAAAAUUGGAAAAAUUGGGGGCCUUCACAUUGCUAGUGCAAAAGAUCAGUGUUAUGGUUGGCAAUGUUAAUUUGCACUUUUGUUAAAGGAAUCCAUGUUUUGAUGAACUGUCACAGGUAUGGGAAAUGCAAAUAGUGGGUCCCAGCAGAAGUCUUGAAAUUUGUCUAUCAAAUUCAAAAGGCAGUAAAAGAAAAACAACAAGAACCUCUUGGGCUGUCCACGGUGUUCCUAUAGUCGAAAGGCCGGCCACCUACUUAAUAGGCGAACUUUCUGUACAUUUCCCCCCAAAGGAAACUAAGCUAAGGUUAGGCGUGGGAUCGUGAUGGAAAUACUUACCUGGGAAACACACUGUGUUUGGAUGGCAUUGAGUUAAUGUGGAAUAGUACUUGGCCCCCUUCUCAUUUAAUUGUUCAAAACAAGAGGGCAGAGGGUUUUCUUACUCUUAGUACUGCUACUUCUGCAACACAGAGAUAAACACUAUCUGUAGCAAUGCAGACAUCGCUGGCUGUUCGAAAGCAGCAGCACCUUGAGUGAAGUAGUAGUUGAACAAAACUGAUAAGGGGGGAAGUAUAGGGCUUGUGAUUUGACUGCCAAGGACUUGUCAAUUUCAAUUGCUUUUGGCCAUUCUACACAUUUUUUGCUGAGUAAUUUCAGACUGCCUGAAUGUUUCUUGACUGUGCUCUUCUGUCUAUACAUUGAUCUGCCUGUGUCUUGGGGGAGGGGGAGGAACAGAAAGAAGGAUCGUAUUAAGUGCGGCUACAGCAACAAAGCAAAAUUUAGAUUCCCCCCCCCCCUCCAGCACUGAACUCAAAGUUGAAAUGGACUAUAAUCUUAAGAGUAGCAUUUCUUUACACUGGAAGAAACCUUUUCCACGCACGUCUGGUAAAUAUGUAUUUCUUUAAAUUGUAAACCUAAUGUCAGUUGCCAGAUGAGCAGCUUUUCGGAGCGCUACCGAUGCGUAUCUUAUUUUGGUUUCCUUAAGGUGAAAAAUAAAGUCUGUCAACUUAAACAUGACUGUUGUUGUUCUUCCUCCCCUCCCCCUCAUUAAGGGGUUUUCCAAUGGCAGCUUAAUUUAUAAUUCCUCCACACAUCCCUUGCCCAGGUCAAAUAUCAACUAUUUAAUAUCCCUUUAGUUCUUUAGUACCUUAGGUUGGAGAAAGAUGUGGAACCAGCUUGCCUAUUGACUUCUCAAGGGUAGUGACUUUUUUUCCUACCAGCCAGGCUGUUAACUCCUUACACAGUACGUAUAAGCUAAACAAGCUGUAGCUUAGGGCCCCACUCUCUUGCCCCCCCAAAAAAAAAAUUAAAGAAAAAAAGCCUGGAUGUACAUUUCCCAAAUAUAAGAUAAAAAACAAAUAAAAUAAAACCUACAUAUAGCAACAGUGUUUGUGUUAUGUAGGCUCCUAUGAUGUAAAUAAUGGGCCC